AUGCGCGAGGCAUAUUGUUGUGUAGGGCCCUGGAAUGUUCGAACUCCUGACAUUGCCGGCCAGGUUGAUCGCAUUGCUUGUGUUGCAUUUGAAAUGUUUGAUGUGAUUCUCACAAACAAUAUAUUUCGGGAUAUCUGUUCUGAUCAAGCAUCAAAGAUUUCGGGAAGCAUUGGGAUGCUGCCACCGACAGAACCUGGAGGCCUGGAAUAUUCGAACCCAUACAUGGAUCUGCUCGGUCAGGACAAAGCGAAUCCACUAGCAGCGGUGCGUAGUGCUGCCGUGCUUUUGAAGUACGGGUUGGGUGAGGAAAGAGCCACGCAAAGAACUGAGGUAGCCGUCUUGGAUGUUCUAGAGAGAGGAUCUCGCACUGGCAACAUAUUCUCGGCUGGAAUGAUUGUCUGA
Molecule: messenger RNA, 402 nt
Organism: Andrographis paniculata
Lineage: Eukaryota; Viridiplantae; Streptophyta; Magnoliopsida; Lamiales; Acanthaceae
Product: 3-isopropylmalate dehydrogenase, chloroplastic-like
Exons: 6
Coding region: 1-402 (133 amino acids)
Biological process (GO): L-leucine biosynthetic process
Molecular function (GO): 3-isopropylmalate dehydrogenase activity
Source: RefSeq, a predicted model, not a curated record